Candida dubliniensis CD36 is the source of this 2187-nucleotide messenger RNA. RefSeq names its product Prp39p (gene PRP39). The transcript has a single exon. The coding region runs from base 1 to 2187 and encodes 728 amino acids. Gene Ontology annotation, cellular component: commitment complex; U2-type prespliceosome; U1 snRNP. The record is from RefSeq and is a predicted model, not a curated record. NCBI's taxonomy places the organism in Eukaryota, Fungi, Ascomycota, Pichiomycetes, Serinales, Debaryomycetaceae. Gene Ontology annotation, biological process: RNA processing; mRNA 5'-splice site recognition. Gene Ontology annotation, molecular function: protein binding.
AUGUCAGUUACAAAUUUACCAAAAGAUUUGGAGUCACAGACUAUCACACUAUUUAGUAAAUCAUCAGCGAUUUCAAAAUUACAACAAGAAGUAAAUUCCAAUCCUAAUAACCUCCAGAAAUGGAAUCAAUUGUUUACCGAAUUGAAUAAAUUAAUUGACACCUCCACUACUGAUACUGAUAAUGAUGAAUUGAAAAAAGACAUUCAUAACAGUUAUAAGGCAUUAUUGUCUCGAUUUCCUUAUUUGACAGAGUAUUGGAAGAAAUGGCAACUGGUAGAAUCAAAAUUAAAUGGUGAGGAGACUUCACAAGAUAUUUUACGAAUGGCUGUUGAAAAUUAUCCAAAUUCCAUAUCAUUAUGGUGUCAAUAUUUAACAUCAAUAUUAAUUAACGGGAAAGAUAAAACUGAUACAGCAGAAUUGUUUCGGAAUCUUUAUAAACAAGCAUUAAUUCAUAAUGGAUAUGAUUUCAAUUCCCAUCCUAUUUGGAAUAUGGCAAUUGAAUUUGAAACUAAGCAACUGAAACAAAGUAAAGAAUUACUUGAAUUAUAUUUACGAGUUAUUAAAAUCCCAUUAUAUCAAUAUGCUCAAUGUUAUAAUCAAUUUUCCGAGAUUAAUAAACAAUUUGAUAUUCAACAAAUUAUAACGUCAUCGGAUCAAUUGAAUCAAUAUGUGAAGGAAUUUGGAAAAAAUCAACUUGAGGAUUUAUCUUUACUUGAAAGACAUCAAAUAAUUGAUGAUUUCACCGCAAGUAUAUUUAGUAAUACUCAAAAGAGAGUCAAUAAGAAUUGGCAAUUUGAAUCCUUAUUAGAAACACAAGAAUUUACUUUAAAAGUGGGCAGUGAUAAUAGUAAUAUUGCUAAAGAAAAACAAAUCUGGAUUAAUUAUUUACAACAAGAAAUUGAUACGUAUUGGACAGACCCCAACAAGGACGAUCAAUUUGAAUUAGUUUGUAAUUUAUUCCAUCGUUGUUUAAUUCCUAAUUGUUAUGAUUCGGAAAUAUGGUUGAAAUAUCUUGAAUUUAUAAGUAAUCUGAAUUUACCUAAGCAAGAAAAAUUUGAUAAACAACAAGAAAUUUAUAUCAAUAUUAAUGCUAAAUUGAUUCCAUUAGAUAAUAAUGAAACCAGAUUGAAAUAUGUUGAAUUAUUAAUUGAUCAUGAAAAGAAUCAAGAAGCCAAUGAAUAUUUAUUUAAUUGGAUGAAAUUAUUUAGUGGAGGGUCCAAAAAAUAUUAUAAAUCAUCAUAUUUACAAAUAACUAAAGAAUUAUUUAGUUUAUGGAUAAAAUUAUUAGACCAUCGAGAGUUUAUAAUUAUUGCUGAAUCAAUGAUAAAUAAGUAUUUCAAUAUUCAUGAAAAGCAACAAAAGAAAGACAAAGAUGAGGUAAAUACCAAAACAACUCCAAAUACAGAACAAAACCCAAAUCUUUCUAAACUUGAAUUGACAGAAUCAUUAAUUACACUGGUGAUAAGUUUUCUUAAUGAUGAAUCAAUAUGUAUACUUACAGUAUUAUAUUUACAACAACUACAAUUACAACAACAAGAACAGCAACAAUCUGAAACAAUCAAAAUUCGAAAAUUUUUCAAUAAAUUUAAUCAUGAAAAAUGUUUUAAAACUUCUAUUCAAUUUUGGAAAUUUUAUUUCCAAUUUGAAUUAAGCAAUAAUCAUUGGAAAAAUUUAAAAUCUUUAAUCAAUCAUAUUAAAUUUAAUACUCAAUUACCAAAAAUUAUUAUUGAUUCAUUUAUUGAAUGGAUGAAUGAAAUUUCUAAUGAUAAUUUAAUAAAUUUUUUGAAAUUAAAUGAUGGAAGAUCAGAUGAAACUAUAAUUAUGAAAGAUUUAGAAAUUUCAAAUUCAAUAUUUUAUAAUAAAACUACAAUUAAAAGACACGCAAUGAAAAAUAAUUAUAUCCUUAUCAAUAACAAUAACAAUAACAAUAACAAUAACAAUAUUGAUAAGAAACGAAAUAGUAAUGGCAGUGAAGAGGAAUUUUUACGUUUGACAAGUAAACAAAUAGGUCAUCCAGGAAUAUUCAUUGAUGUUGUACCUCAAAUCACAAAUCGAUUAAUGCUUGAUAAUAAUGGUAUUGAUCUUACUCAAGAAAAUUUAUCAGUACCGCCAUUACCUGUAUUUAAAAAUGUGGAGAAAGCUUCUCAACCGAUAAAAUAUCCAUCUACUACUACUCAAACUCGUUAA